Cladocopium goreaui is the source of this 595-nucleotide messenger RNA. Lineage: Eukaryota; Dinophyceae; Suessiales; Symbiodiniaceae. The record is from the annotation of a GenBank genome assembly.
AGCUUUGCUCAAAGCAUUUUGCAAGUGUCUGCCCGGCCUCGCCUCCAACUCCCUUGGGCACCAUGGCCUACCAGUACCCCGCCGAGCCCGGUGCCGCAGCACCCAUCAUGACCGUCCCUGCGGGAACCGGCGCGCCCAUCACGACCAUGGGCGCCAUGCCAGCCUACACCCCGGCCACCACCACCGGAGUUCCCAUCAUGUCCUCCUCAGCAGCUGCGGCGGCACCCGUCAUCAGCAGCUAUGGUGGCUAUGGCUAUGGCGGCUACACCAUCCCAUCCGCCUUGGACCACUCCCAGGGCAAGUGGUUCAUGCCCGGUGAGGCCUUGCCCCCCGGCUACGUGGUCACCGCACACCCGGAAGGACACACCGCACCCCAGUCCCAUCAUGCCAUGUCCGACAUGGCGCGUGACAGCUUCGUGGUCACCACCGGAACGGAGGUGAAGGCUUCGGCCUCCGCGGGGCCGAAGAAAGCCAAGAAGUCCAAGAAGAAGAAGAGCUCCGGAUGCUGCUAAGUCGUGACCUGAGAUCGGAGGAUAGUCGGCAGAUCUCUAAAACUCUGAGAUGUGGGAUUGGCUCAAGAUGUGUUGAACAUCAC